GUCGGCGGCGUUAGUUCACAGUUAAGAAAAUAAUAAAAAAUAAAAUAAAUAAAUAAGUAAAAAGGAAAUUGAUAAUCAAGAUAGUCUCAAAGAACCCCAUAUCACACGGAGAAAUUAAUAUGGACCUAAAAAUGGAACUGGGCGGCUAUGUUCAGUCCUCGCCAAACACCAAGCGUUUCGUUGUGGAAGACUCGAUUACCAAGGUCACAUCCGACGGCGAGCCCCAUGGAAUGAUGACCAUGGUGGCGGGACUGUCCGGAUUGCUGGCCGCCAUCAUUAUUCUGGCCGUGCUCGUAUCCAUGGUAGCCUGUCGCAAGCAAAAGAGCAACCGAAAGGGCAACAUUACCACCAAUGUGGCCAUGACCAGUGUCCAGCAGGAUCAGCCGCAGUUGGCAGGCAACCUCAAUGCCGCUUUUGCCGAGAGCACUCUCACAUUGGACAAGGACCAGGACAAGGAGGUUCAGUGGCGGCCCACGUCCGUGGUAGUGGAGCGAUAUUAGCUUUAUCGAGCUCCAUAUAGCCCGGAAGGAAAACGUGAUGUUUUUGUGAACAUUUGAGACUGAGACUUAGCCUAAGGAUUCCCAUCACCAUUUUCUAUUAAUGUACAUACAAAAAUGCUAUAUAUUCUAUCUUUUUUUUCUUGUUAAAAUGUAUAAAAUAUGUCUAAUUACAUACUUAUAUAAAAAAAAUAUUACACUUAUGUAGAUAAAGUAUUUUUAGCUACUUGAGUCUGAUCUUUCAGAUCAAGGUAGAAAAAAGAGCAACAACUCAUAACUUCAGCGUUGAGACCAGAUAAUUAAAACUGGCUCCGUGGCAAAACUAUCGUCUAUCGGCGUUCCAACCUGUUCUAUUUUCACGCUUUUAAAAUUU
Molecule: messenger RNA, 870 nt
Organism: Drosophila serrata
Lineage: Eukaryota; Metazoa; Arthropoda; Insecta; Diptera; Drosophilidae
Source: RefSeq, a predicted model, not a curated record